This is a messenger RNA of Aethina tumida (small hive beetle), 3423 nucleotides long. RefSeq lists its product as uncharacterized. Gene Ontology annotation, molecular function: RNA binding; rRNA (cytosine-C5-)-methyltransferase activity. NCBI's taxonomy places the organism in Eukaryota, Metazoa, Arthropoda, Insecta, Coleoptera, Nitidulidae. The coding region runs from base 171 to 2924 and encodes 917 amino acids. The record is from RefSeq and is a predicted model, not a curated record. Gene Ontology annotation, biological process: rRNA base methylation; maturation of LSU-rRNA. The transcript is spliced from 4 exons. Gene Ontology annotation, cellular component: nucleolus.
AAUAAAACUUGUAUAGUUACCUAGUAUUUCGUGCCGUAAGUUUUUACAAAUAUAAAUCAGCAUUUUUGUCGUAGGACUAUUUCGAAUCGAACAUAAGAAACUUAGAAGAAAGAACUCCGGCAACAACGCUUUUAAUUGUAGUUGUUUAAUUUAAAACGUGACAAACAGAAAUGGGUAGAAAGGCGAAAUAUACGGAAGGAGUGUUGGUUAAAAAAGGGCCGGGAAAGAAGGCAAAGAAGCAAAAGGAUCCCGUAUUUCCUAAAGCAUUAGGAAUUGGUGAUGAUAGUAAAAAGAAACUAAGCAGACGGCAAGCAGUUCGCGCCAGGAAGCGUCAAGAGAAGUUAGAUGAGAGGAAGCAAAAGCAGCAGCAACAUGAGGAAAGAAAGCAACAGGCAGCCAAGCAAAAACUCGUUCCCAAAAAGGAAAAGCAGUAUCAAAGUGAAGAAUCUGAUGAAGAAUCAGAGCAGGAAAGCAGUGAAGAGGACCAGAUGCUCCCUUCCCGUGGCUUCAGUGAUCACAACAGUGAAUGGCUCAAACCUAAAAAGCGGACUGCUCAGGAGGAAAGCGAGAAUGAAGAGCUGGAUUCUGAUGACGAUGUUGAAGAGGAACAAGACAGUGAUGAUGAAAUUCAGGAAGCAGAUGACGACAGUGAAGGAGAUGAAGAAGCUGAAGUCGACAGCGAUGACGACGAAGAAGUCUAUGAAGAAGAGGAUGAUGAGGAAAGCGACGAUGAAGAAGGAAACUUAAAGGUAUCCUCGCUUAACGAUCUCUCGGACGACGAUUCAGAUGACCAAGACGAAUAUGAAGACGAUGAAGAUGAAGACGAAGACGAUGAAGAUGAAGAUGACGAAGAUCUACUUCCCAUUGAAAAGCAAAACAAAAAACUCAAAAAGAAGGAAGCAAGGAAGGCCAAAGAGGCGGAAGACGAAAUGCAGUUGAACAUUGCCAAUCAGGAGACGUUCCAGUUUCCGACUGCGGAAUCCGAGGCUGAAGUUAAAAGCUUGCAAGAUGUGCAACAGAGAAUUAGGGAUGUCAUCGUUGUUUUGUCCGAUUUUAAUAAGUUAAGAGACAAAGAGCAUUCGAGGUCGGAAUACCUGGACAUACUCAAAAACGACUUGUGCACUUAUUACAGCUACAACGAAUUCCUCAUGGAAAAAUUCAUGCAGCUCUUCCCACUUUCCGAAUUGUUGGAGUUUUUGGAGGCCAGUGAGGUUCAGAGACCGUUAACAAUCAGAACCAACAGUUUAAAAACAAGAAGGAGAGAUUUAGCUCAAGCUUUGAUCAAUAGAGGAGUAAAUUUGGAUCCCAUUGGUAAGUGGAGUAAAGUCGGAUUGGUGGUUUAUUCGUCUCAAGUACCGAUGGGAGCUACGCCGGAAUAUUUAGCCGGUCACUACAUUAUUCAGGGCGCCAGCAGCUUCUUGCCCGUAAUGGCAUUGGCGCCUCAGGAAAACGAGAGAAUUCUGGAUAUGUCGGCAGCUCCAGGUGGUAAAGCCUCACAUAUUGCUGCUGUGAUGAAAAACACUGGUGCCUUGUUCGCCAAUGAUAUUAACCGUGAUAGAAUCAAAGCCGUGGUCGGUAAUUUCCACAGAUUGGGCGUUGUUAAUUCGGUUGUUACUUGCAUGGAUGGAAGGAAAUAUCCGGAUGUAUUGAAGGGAUUCGAUAGAGUGCUUUUGGACGCCCCUUGUACCGGUACGGGUGUUGUAGCCAAGGACCAGAGUGUGAAGACUAGCAAGGAUGAACAGGACAUUCAGAGAUGUUACAAUUUACAGCGACAGUUGCUUCUGGCUGCUAUAGACUGCGUAAAUGCUAAAUCUUCAACUGGUGGAUACAUAGUUUAUUCAACUUGUUCUGUAUUGCCUGAGGAGAAUGAAUGGGUCAUUGAUUUUGCCUUAAAAAAGCGGAAUGUUAAGCUUGUUGAUACUGGUUUGGAGUUUGGUACUGAAGGAUUUACAAAUUACAGACACCAUAGAUUCCAUCCAACUUUGAAGCUUACAAGAAGAUUCUAUCCACACACUCACAAUAUGGAUGGAUUCUUUGUCGCCAAGUUGAAAAAAUUCUCGAAUUUAAUUCCAAAAUCUGCAAACGAUGAUGAUGAGGAGGUUUCUGAAGAAGAAGAAACAAAUAAGCGACCACUGGAGGAAGAAGAUACAGAGGAGCAACCUGUAGCCAAAAAACAAAAAGUUAACACCAAGGAAGCAGUUUCAGAAGGUAAGAAUACAAAACUAAAUCAACAAAGUAAAAAUGCAAACAAACAGAGAGUACUCAAUGGAAAACCAGCUAAAGCUGGUAAUAAUAAAACUCCACAGAAAACAAAGAAUAUUAAUGGCAAGGAAUUGCCAACAAAGAAUAAGGCAAGUGAGUCAGUACAAAAAGGAAAAAUUAAAAAGAAAAAUAUCAAGAAUGACAAGGAAUCCACUGGAGAGCCAGAACCACGUGAUUUAAAGAAAAACAAAAAUAACGACCAAGGGUCUAUGAAAAAAAAUAAAAAACCUUCCCCGCAAAAAACAAACAAUCAAUCCAAACAGAAUGCUGAAAAGUCUACUCCCCAAAAAAAGAAAAAUAAUGGUGGGGAAUCUUCGAUAAACAAUAAGGAACAAUCCCCAGCUCAAAAAGCAAAAAUUAUUAAAAAUAACAAGCAAACUCCCAAACAGGAGACCGAAAAACCUCCCUUAAAGAAAAAGAAAAGCAUCGACGGAGAAUCCACCACAAACAAUAAGAAAUCUCCGAUGCAAAAGGCAAAAACCAUUAAAAAUAACAAGCAGACCACCAAAGAGGAGCCCGAAAAACCUUCCUUAAAGAAAAGAAAGAUCAAUGACGGAGAAUCAACUAUAACUAAUAAGAAAUCUCCUUCGCAAAAGGCGAAUAAUAUCAAUCAAAACUCGCAGAAUAAAAAUAAAAAGAAUAAGAAAAACAAAUCUAAUUAAUCGAUACAUAUUUACACCCACAAUGUUUAUAAUUUCCAUUUAUUUUACACUGGUCUCAAAGUUGUAACAAAAAUACCACAUUUUUAAUGCCGUUUCAGCUUAACUCGAACUUUAAACUUUUCCGCCUGACGGAAAAAUCGGAUGUGGGCGAAGCCAGAGAUAAGCUUUACGUUUGGGCAUUUCCCGUGCACGUGUGUGAAGGCGGUCGCCUACGCACAUGGACACACCUAGUCGCCCACGCGCUCCGAGAGAUGCCGGAUCGUGCAGGACGCCCAGAGCUCCCUGCAAGAUUCGAUGCAAAGGAGUGGUUUAUUUGAAUUUCGAAACGGUCUUUUGUGAAAUUUUAUGUAUUAAUUUUUGGACAUAAUAUAGGAUAUUUGUUAUGUAGAUUAGUGUUGAGGAAGAUAUAUUUUUUACGAAAUGUAGAAUAGUAACAUGUUCCGUUUUUCACAUUUUGUUGUGUUAAAUAUGUUUUUAAAAUAAACGUAUUUGAAAAUUA